Funneliformis mosseae is the source of this 1524-nucleotide messenger RNA. NCBI's taxonomy places the organism in Eukaryota, Fungi, Glomeromycota, Glomeromycetes, Glomerales, Glomeraceae. The record is from the annotation of a GenBank genome assembly.
AUGAAAGCUUCGCUACGUAUAUUUUCAUUGGUAAUCCUUGUCUUAUUGUUCGUCGUAACGAUAAACGGUUCAAGCAAAUUUGAUCCGACAGAUCCAUCGACUUGGUCUUCGCAUGAGUUAAAAGAAUGGCUGGCUGAAAAUCGAUUAACCUAUGAGGGAAUUCCCGAGAAGCAUGAAUUAUUGGAACUUGUUAAAUCUAAUUGGUACGAGCUCAAAGAUCGAUCAAAAUCUUCGACUGAAGCUGUUGAAUCUUUUAUUUCAAAAUAUGCUGAUAUUGUAAAAGAAUCAUCUUAUGAAACCGCAGAUCUCACCGAAGAUAAAUACAAUGCGUUUGUUCAGGAAGUUGCCGAUCAAAUCGAAUCCGUUCGACAAACCACCGGCCUUACUGAAGAACAAGUUCAAUCGGCAUUUAGCGGAAUUACAAAGAAGUUAAAGGGAACCAAAGAUGCGGGCAAUAAAAAUUUACAGCGUGCUCUGGAUGAAGUUAAGAGAUCUUACUCAAUGGCCCAGGCAAAUCGGGACGUACUCAUUCAAGAAACCACAAAUCGAGUACAAGACGAUCUCCUCAAAUCCGACCAAGUUUCUCAGGAAACAGUUGAUUGGUUUAAGGAUCAAAUCAGUAAAAUGAAUGAACAAGCAAGUUUUUCGAAGGCACGAACUGAAACUCAAGUAUCAUUGAUUUUGCAAGGAAUUCAAGAACAACUUACCAAACGCAAAAUUGUCGCUGCAAAUCAAAUUAGUUCCACCAACGAAAAAUUGUAUAAUUCUGUUAAACCAUCAAUCGAGAGUACCUUGGAAAGGUUGGGUCUUGAUCUUAAUAAAAAAUUUGGUGGAGCUUCAGACUACGUUGUUGAUGAAUUGCGAUCUCAAUUUUCUAGCGUUAACGAUUAUCGUUUACUCACUCAAGAAAAGAUUCAGAAUGCUGUUGACGCUAUUGGACAAAAACUUUCAAAUGGAAAGAAUAUGACCGUUGAACAACUCCAACAAAUUAAACAAUCCGUCUAUAAAUAUUUCGGUUUUGUCAAGCACUAUUACGAUAGUGCAACCGGUCAAGCAAGACAAACUGCUUUCGAAACAAAGGAAGCUCAACAAGCACGAUUAAAUAAUCUUAUUGAUAGCAUUCGAUCUUAUUUUAGUGACGCCAGUAACAAAAGUAGCGAACAAGUAUCCAAAAUGAUAAAAAAUGCACAGGAAAAUAUAUCGGCGACUCAACAACUUACUGCGGAACAAUCCAAGAUCUUAUCCGAUACUAUUCAGGAACAGUUUGGUAACGUUAAAGAUUCUCGUGACCUUACCGAGGAAAAAAUGAAUUCCUUCGUAGAAACGUUAAAAAGUCGAUUCGCUAGCGUUCGUGAUUACGCGGCUGAUACUUAUGACUCGGCUUCCAAGAAGGUUGAAGAAGGGUACGAUGUUGCUCAAAACAAAGUUUCGACUGGUGCCGAAAAUGUUGCUGACCGAUUUGGAGAGACUUAUAAGAACGUUAAAGAUCAAUUUGCACCACCACAUCAUAAAGAUGAAUUAUAA